Messenger RNA from Exaiptasia diaphana, 1185 nucleotides. Its product is annotated as radial spoke head 1 homolog. The record is from RefSeq and is a predicted model, not a curated record. Lineage: Eukaryota; Metazoa; Cnidaria; Anthozoa; Actiniaria; Aiptasiidae. The coding region runs from base 71 to 742 and encodes 223 amino acids. The transcript is spliced from 7 exons.
GUGGUAAGUGGUUUCUUGGAGUUGUGGUUUGUUGGUUUCAGUCAAAACCCAAGUGAGUAAUUGUGUAAGAAUGUCAGACUUUAUUGACUCAGAWGAAGAAGAAGAAGAAAAGGAAUUGUAUCUUGGGGAGUACGAAGGCCAGAGGAAUGAAUUAGGCGAACGGCAUGGGGAAGGUCGAGCUGUUUUGCCAACUGGCGACGUCUACGAUGGAUCAUACUUCAACGGAAUGAGACAUGGACGGGGUAGUUAUUUCUUCAAAAAAGGCGGGGCAAGGUACAUUGGAAGCUAUGAUAACAACAAAAAAAAUGGCAGAGGAACUUUUGUUUAUCCUGAUGGUUCCAGAUAUGAAGGUAUGUGGAUGGAUAAUGAGCGUCAUGGCCAUGGUAUAUACAUAUAUGCAAAUGGAGAUAUAUAUGAGGGUGAAUGGAAGAAAAAUAAGAAACAUGGAAAAGGAAUAUACACAUGUGCAAGUACAAAAGUUAAGCUUCAAGGUGCCUGGGAAAAAGGAAAGCUCAAUGGACAAGGAAGAAUAAUUCUUGAAAACCAUUCCUAUGAAGGAAAAUUCAGUGACAAUUUGCCUGUUGGUCCUGGUAAAUAUGUCUUCAAAAAAGGUUUAGAGCAAUUUGGUAUUUAUGCCAUCAAAAAAAUGAAGAACGAUGAUUUUGAUGAAGAAGAAGAGCCAACCAGAAUUCCAAUUUGGAAGUGUAUAUCUCUUUCUCAAAACCAAGAUGCUGAUAAAUGAUUAGGAAGUGAGGUCCAUACCAUCUUUAGAAGUGGCYAAGUUUAGCCACCUUGAAAAAAAGUMCUAUUUGAAGGCUUUUAUGGAUGCUUUUAUUGGAUUUCUAAUCWUUACAUWCACUUGCAGUUCUCAACAACUAAGAUCGCUGUUAGACAUGCACACAACAAUGAAGUAAAUACAACCAUUUGAAUUUGUUUCUCUUGUGUGCUACUAUUAAUACCAUCCUACAGUAAUAGUAAUUGUACACCAAUGUCAGACACAUCUUAGUUUGUGUUGCAUCAUGGAUUUUAUGCUUGAACUUUAACUGAGCUUUUAGUCAAACAGUUUUCAAUUACUCUAAAUUAUGUUGAGAAAAUAAUUAYUGAUAUCUAAAAAUGUUACCUUGGACACUGAAUAUUCAUAUUUUCAAUAUUUUCAAAUUGAAUAAAAAAGUUUUUACYAUGUAA